AUGGAGCCUCCUAAGAAGUUAAAGGGCCCCCAAAUGAUUGAGAUGGUGAAGAUCAAGAAGGCGACGAACCUCCAAGUUACCUUUGCCAAAUGCCGGGCUGGCAUUUUCAAGAAGGCGAGUGAAAUUAGUACGCUUUGUGGCGCCGAAAUUGCAGUGAUUAUUUUUUCACCUGCUAAGAAAGUGUUCUUUUUUGUCAGUCCUUCUGUGGAAAAGUUGAUCAAUCGAUUCAGUGGCCCAAUAGAACAACAUCAUUCAGCUAACAGAUAUGACAUGAACCUUUCACAGCUUCAGCAAUUUCAAGCUGCUCUUGAGGAAUUAUACGAGAAUGUUAUAAAAGUCGCCAAAGAAAAUGAUGCUGAAGAGAACAAUAUUAAUCCUAAUUCUGAUGAUCAACUUUUUCUUGGAAGCUUUUCCAAUGGAACUGGACUUCCAUUUGAAUCUAUCCCCUUAAAUGCUAUCGGUUGUCCCAUAAACAUGGUUAAUCCGAACAAGAAUAGGGUUAAUUCAAACAAGGUUAAUCCAAACGUGAUUAGUCCCAGCAUGAUUAAUCCUAACAUGGUUAAUCCUGCAGCUUAUAUGAAGAUACUUCGUGACAUGCUCAACAACAAUAAUCCAAACAUUCCCUUGUCCAAUUCCAUGAUUCCCAAUAAUCCAAACAUGGUCUCUAAUGUCAUGCCUAUCAGCAGUAACCCUACAAACAUGAUGCUACCGGCGGCAAAUCUGAUGAUCAACAAUGAUCAAAACUUGGUUCCAGCCGAUCAUAUGAUGAUGAACAAUGACCAGAACAUGAUGGUGGGGGCAUCGGAUGCGAUCAACGAUUAA
Messenger RNA from Carica papaya (papaya), 822 nucleotides. The record is from RefSeq and is a predicted model, not a curated record. NCBI's taxonomy places the organism in Eukaryota, Viridiplantae, Streptophyta, Magnoliopsida, Brassicales, Caricaceae.